Molecule: messenger RNA, 1508 nt
Organism: Anopheles nili
Lineage: Eukaryota; Metazoa; Arthropoda; Insecta; Diptera; Culicidae
Product: neuropeptide Y receptor type 2-like
Exons: 7
Coding region: 222-1499 (425 amino acids)
Biological process (GO): G protein-coupled receptor signaling pathway
Cellular component (GO): membrane
Molecular function (GO): G protein-coupled receptor activity
Source: RefSeq, a predicted model, not a curated record
CGAUCAGUUCGGUUUGGCGCGCCGCCUUGAAUGGACGAGUUUUUCUUCGCUUUUCGCGGCACUGCUCGAGGAAACCAGGAUAAAACGGUUUUUCCAGACUCCUUAACACGGCAGCUGAGAUUGCGGAGGUGUAAAAGGAUCUAUGGGUCGGAAAGUAUUUCCGUUGUGAAAAGGACAUUUUGCUUCGUACGAGAGUUGAUGUGCUCUAAACCACGUGCAGCAUGAAAACUGGAUUCAAUUUCAUACCGGAGAACCGGCCGCUCGCUUACUUGCCGGCAUCAAGGGUUUUCUGGGUCACUCCUUCAGCUCCAAAUACAUCACACUACAACUACCCUUUGGAGCUGUGGAGCACCAUUCCAGAAUCGGAACUGAUCGUGAAGCUGUGCGUGUUCAUACCCAUCGUCGUGUUCGGUCUGCUCGGCAAUGGCAUCCUGCUGGAGGUCAUAUUUUCCAACCGGACUUUGCGCACUCCCAGCCACCUGUUGAUAGCGAACCUGGUGGUGACCGAUUUCCUUACGCUGCUCGUGUGUCCCAUCUUCUUCAUGACGCAUGACUUCUUCCAGAACUACCUGUUAGGUCCGGUAGGCUGUAAGCUCGAAGGAUUGAUCGAAGGAGGACUGCUGGUGACUUCCGUGCUGAGUAUGUGCGUCAUCAGUUACGAUCGUUUGUCGGCGGUUGUGCUUUCUUCCAGCACGCGGCUCAAAGGACGUGGCACCGUGGCAGCGAUCGUUUUCUGCUGGAUCGUAGGAUUCAGCAUCGCCUUGCCGUUGUCGCUGUACCGCCACUUCAAGAUCCGACACUGGCUGGACCUGGUGGAGAUGUACUGCUUCGAGGAUAGGUCCGUGCUCGCAACGUACUGGGAGUUCCUACUGAUCAUGCUCGUGUGGAUCCCGCUGGGUGUGAUGCUGGUGGCCUACACGCUCAUCAUCGUGAAGUUGGAUCGCUACGAACGGAACGCACUCCGACGGCAACACCCGAUGGUGGUGCGGUACAAGAGCAGAGUGGCCAAGACGUUGUACCUUGUCCUGCUGGCGUUCAUCGUCGUCCGCGUGCCCUUCACCAUUAUGGUGUUUGUGUACUACAACAUCGAACCGUUUGAGAACUUUCAGUUUAACGAUCGCUUCAUCUUCGCUUGGUGGCUAGCAAAGGUGGCAUUCAUUUUUCUAAACGCCGCAAUAAACCCUCUCAUUUACGGGCUCACCAAUAAGACGUUCAAAAAGGCGCUGCGUGGUUCAAAAAUUUUACAAUGUUUGUGUCGGCUGUCCCCCGAAGAGCCACAGGAUACGCCGGACCAUCAUACUGACGUGGAUUCUUCGGCACGGCUAUGUGGCUGCUUCACGCGAUCAAAUCCCGGCGAUAUGGAACAAUCAUCGCAAGAGGAUAAAAUGCUCGAUAGAUCCCGAUUUUCCCGCGUCAGGAGAUUCCGUGCAACGUGGUUGAGUUCUACGUUCAGAAGCAAGCGUCCACCCCACGAUACAAUCGUUGAUGAUAAAUCUUAAACAGAGGGG